Messenger RNA from Chilo suppressalis (striped riceborer), 699 nucleotides. NCBI's taxonomy places the organism in Eukaryota, Metazoa, Arthropoda, Insecta, Lepidoptera, Crambidae. The record is from the annotation of a GenBank genome assembly.
GCGGCUAUGGGUCAAGACAAUUUGUUCACUAUCUUAAGUACCUUAUUGAUAAAUUUUCCUUAGCCAGCGGUAUUGCUGUCGUUCUAUCGACGAGCAGUACACUCGUUGUUGCUUUAAGAAAAUGAAAAUACAUCUUAUAGUUUUCUUGAGUGCGUGUGUGUGGUUCACUGAGAGUGUCAAAUUCACAAGGUGUAAAUUAGCAACUGAGUUGAUGAAAACGAAACUGAUAGAUAAAACUUUCCUUAGUAACUGGGUUUGCCUUAUUGAGAAAGUGAGCAAUCGAGACACGGCAGCUUUCCACGUUACGCCGAGCGGGAAGAAACUAUACGGACUUUAUCAGAUACCCAGCAAAUGGUGCCGUGAAGGCAAACGUGGUGGAGACUGCAAUGUUGCUUGUGAAUCCCUCCUCGAUGACGACAUCCGUGACGACACAGCGUGCGCUCAGCUGAUCUUCUACCGAGAAGGCUUCAAGUACUGGAGCCAGUGGACUAUCAGGUGUAAGAACGAUGACCUGAUCACAAAAGAAAUAUACAAGUGUCCAGACCUUAGCUCCCGAAGGAGUCUAAGCCCUAAGCUCCGCAUCGCCGAAGUGUCCAGACUGAGACGUAGAUUGGCGAGAAGGGCGGCAUUGCAAUCAAACUUGUACGAAUACUAUGGAAUAAAUUGGAUUCAUUGAACCAUAUUGUUUUUUUUAUUUUG